This is a messenger RNA of Chenopodium quinoa (quinoa), 4329 nucleotides long. RefSeq names its product probable pre-mRNA-splicing factor ATP-dependent RNA helicase DEAH5. Gene Ontology annotation, cellular component: intracellular anatomical structure; catalytic step 2 spliceosome. Bases 384 to 4031 code for a protein of 1215 amino acids. The transcript is spliced from 2 exons. NCBI's taxonomy places the organism in Eukaryota, Viridiplantae, Streptophyta, Magnoliopsida, Caryophyllales, Amaranthaceae. Gene Ontology annotation, biological process: mRNA splicing, via spliceosome; spliceosomal complex disassembly. The record is from RefSeq and is a predicted model, not a curated record. Gene Ontology annotation, molecular function: RNA helicase activity; RNA binding; ATP binding.
AACUUCAACGGAAGAGAACAGGCCCGGAGUAUUUAAUACAAUUUUUUUUUUUUAAUUUUUUUAAGGGGCUAAAUUUAGUGAAAUAAGGUGCAUAACACAGGAUCUAAAAUAGUUUGUCCUCCGCAUUACGGAGUACGUUCUCAUUAUGAAAACGCUCCGUAUUAUCUAUUAUCCGAAUCGGUAUAGAAUUCCUAAAUCCUAAUGAAGUGGAAACUUAAUAAGUUAACAAAACCAGGUGAAACUACAAACCGCCAAACUCAAAACCCCGAUCUCACAUAUAAAACGUUUUUAUUCAAUCAUAAUUCAUUAACAAGGGUUUUAUUUCUUAUUUUGAAACCCCAAAAAAAAUUCGUAAAACCUUCGAACUUCGAUUUUCUGCAACAAUGGCGCCUCAGAAAGAAAUCAAUGGCGGCGAUUUGGAAAAAAUGACUUAUAUGUCACUUAUAUCAAAGGUAUGUUCUGAACUCGAAACUCAUGCUGGUGUUGGCGACAAAAUUCUCGCCGAGUUUAUCAUCGAAUUAGGUCAUAAUUGUGAGACAGUCGAUGAAUUUGAUAGUGAAUUGAAGAAAAAUGGUGCUGAAAUGCCUGACUAUUUUGUUAAAACUUUGUUAACGAUUAUUCAUGCUAUUUUACCACCUAAACCUAAGAAUAAGGGUUUUGAUGGGAAGGGUGAUUCCAGUUUUUCUGGGUUGUCGAUUGCUGAUGGUAAAGCUAGGGUUAAGGAAUUGGAGAGGGAGAUUGAGGCCGAGGCGGAGGAGCGGCGGAGGAAGGAGGGUGAUGAUAAAGAUGGGGGUGAGAUGAGCCGGGAUCGGCGCGAUAGGGAUAGAGAUAGGGAUAGGGAUGGUGGUAGAGGUAGAGGUAGGGAUAGGGAUACGGAUAGGGAUCGGGGUAGUCAUAGGGAUAAAGAAAGGGGUAGAGAGCGUGGUAGGGAUAAAGAAAGGGAUUGGGAUAGGGAUAAGAUAGGAAGACAUGAUAGGCAGGAGAGGUAUAGGGAAGGUGAUGAUGAGCGGUACGAUGAUCGACAUGGGAAGGAAGGGUGUGUGGUGGAGGAACGGCGUAGGAGGGAUAGGUAUGAGAAUGGGAGUGGUGAUGAGGAAGGGGGUGAUAGGAGGGAAGGUGGUAGCAGUCGGAGGAAUCAGAGGCCGGAGUCUGAUGAACUUGAGUUGUUGACUCGGGUUUAUAAGGGAAAGGUUUCCAAAGUAAUGUCAAUGGGGUGUUUUGUUCAGUUACAUGAUUUUAAGGGUAAGGAGGGGUUGGUUCAUGUUUCUGAGAUAGCAAAUAGGCGGAUUGCUGAUCCUAAAGAUGUUGUGAAGAGGGGUCAAGAGGUUUAUGUGAAGGUGAUUUCAGUUUCGGGGCAGAAGUUGAGUUUUUCAAUGAAGGAUGUGGAUCAAGAUACUGGGAAAGAUUUGCUCCCUCUAAAGAAGAAGAGUUCACAAGAUGAUGCAUUAAGGGCGAAUCCUAGUAGUGGAAUUGGGUCAAACAAGAGGAUAGGUCUUUCUGGGAUUCCGUUAGGUGAAGAGAAUGUGUCUGGUUCUUCACGUCGCCCUCUGAAGCGUAUGAGUUCUCCAGAAAAGUGGGAAACACAGCAGCUGAUUGCGUCAGGGGUUCUGAGUGUGAGGGAGUUUCCCAGUUUCGAUGAUGAAGGUGAUGGGAUGCUUUAUCAGGAAGAAACAGCUGAAGAAGAACUUGAGAUAGAAUUGAACGAAGAUGAACCUGCUUUUUUGCAGGGCCAAACACGAUACUCUGCUGAGAUGUCACCUGUUAAAAUCUUUAAGAAUCCAGAGGGCUCCAUGAGCCGUGCUGCUGCUCUGCAGUCCGCUCUUACGAAAGAAAGAAGAGAGGUGCGGGAGCAACAACAGAGGACAAUGCUUGAUUCAAUUCCAAAGGAUCUUAAUCGUCCUUGGGAAGAUCCAAUGCCAGAAACUGGGGAGAGACAUCUUGCACAGGAGUUGAGAGGUGUUGGCUUAUCAGCAUAUGAUAUGCCAGAAUGGAAGAAGGAAGCUUAUGGUAAGGCUUUGGCAUUUGGCCAGAAGUCCAAGCUGUCUAUCCAGGAGCAAAGGAAUAGCUUGCCCAUCUACAAAUUAAAGAAAGAGUUGAUCCAAGCUGUGCAUGAUAACCAGGUUUUGGUUGUGAUUGGUGAAACAGGAUCUGGGAAAACUACCCAGGUAACUCAGUAUCUUGCAGAGGCAGGUUACACCACUAGAGGUAAAAUUGGGUGUACACAGCCCCGUAGAGUGGCAGCCAUGUCAGUAGCCAAGAGGGUUGCUGAGGAAUUUGGUUGUCGAUUAGGGGAGGAAGUUGGAUAUGCUAUCCGAUUUGAGGAUUGUACUGGUCCAGAUACUGUGAUUAAGUAUAUGACAGAUGGUAUGCUUCUUAGGGAGAUUUUGAUUGAUGAAAAUCUAAGUCAGUAUUCAGUUGUUAUGCUUGAUGAAGCUCACGAGAGAACAAUACAUACAGAUGUCCUUUUUGGGUUGCUCAAACAGCUAAUUAAUCGGAGGCCUGAUCUUCGUUUGAUUGUCACCUCUGCAACACUGGAUGCAGAGAAAUUUUCAGGCUACUUUUUUAAUUGUAAUAUCUUCACUAUCCCUGGCAGAACUUUUCCUGUGGAGAUAUUGUAUACCAAGCAACCUGAGACUGAUUACCUAGAUGCUGCUUUAAUCACAGUGCUACAGAUUCACUUGACAGAGCCUGAAGGUGACGUUCUCCUCUUCCUUACUGGGCAGGAGGAAAUUGAUUUUGCGUGCCAGUGUCUUUACGAUAGAAUGAAAGUUCUUGGCAGAAAUGUUCCUGAACUGAUAAUUCUUCCAGUUUAUAGUGCCCUUCCUAGUGAAAUGCAAUCUAGGAUCUUUGAUCCUGCCCCUCCUGGGAAGAGAAAAGUAGUUGUGGCUACAAAUAUUGCUGAAGCUUCUUUGACUAUUGAUGGGAUAUUUUAUGUGGUUGACCCGGGAUUUGCAAAGCAAAAUGUAUAUAAUCCGAAGCAGGGGCUUGAUUCUCUUAUUAUAACCCCAAUUUCACAAGCAUCAGCCAAGCAAAGAGCAGGUCGUGCUGGGCGUACGGGGCCUGGGAAAUGCUAUCGUCUUUAUACAGAGAGUGCAUAUCGGAAUGAAAUGUCUCCCACCUCAAUUCCCGAGAUUCAGAGAAUCAAUCUUGGAAUGACUACGUUGACUAUGAAAGCAAUGGGAAUUAAUGAUUUGCUGUCUUUUGAUUUUAUGGAUCCUCCUUCUCCUCAAGCACUUAUUUCUGCUAUGGAGCAAUUGUAUAGUCUGGGAGCUUUGGAUGAGGAAGGCCUUCUGACCAAAUUGGGUCGGAAGAUGGCAGAGUUCCCCAUGGAACCCCCAUUGUCGAAGAUGCUUUUGGCCAGUGUGGACCUUGGCUGUAGUGAUGAGAUUUUGACCAUAAUUGCAAUGAUUACGACAGGCAAUGUGUUCUACAGACCUAGGGAGAAACAAGCACAAGCAGAUCAAAAGAGGGCCAAAUUUUUCCAGCCUGAGGGUGAUCAUCUAACACUGCUUGCUGUCUAUGAGGCCUGGAAAGCGAAAAAUUUUUCUGGACCAUGGUGCUUUGAAAAUUUUAUCCAGUCCCGAUCUUUGCGUAGGGCACAAGAUGUCAGGAAACAACUUCUCAGUAUUAUGGACAAGUAUAAAUUGGAUGUUGUGAGCGCUGGGAAGGACUUUACCAAAAUAAGGAAAGCAAUCGCUGCUGGAUUUUUCUUUCAUGCAGCCAGGAAAGAUCCACAGGAGGGUUACAGAACACUGGUCGAAAAUCAGCCUGUUUACAUCCAUCCUAGCAGUGCGUUAUUUCAGAGACAACCAGAUUGGGUGAUCUACCAUGAACUAGUUAUGACCACAAAAGAAUAUAUGAGGGAAGUGACUGUUGUGGAUCCAAAGUGGCUUGUUGAGUUGGCUCCUAGAUUUUUCAAAGUUGCAGAUCCCACAAAAAUGAGCAAGCGGAAGCGUCAAGAACGCAUUGAGCCACUUUAUGAUAGAUAUCACGAGCCUAAUUCUUGGCGUUUGAGCAAAAGGCGUGCUUAAUUUUCUCUUCGAUUUUCAUAACAGGUCUCCUCAAUGCGCCCUUUGAAUGUUUGUUUUUGAGUUUACUCAUGUAAUGCCAAUAUCUGCUUCACUUUUCUUUCUAUAGAAGAUACAUCUCUCUGUAAAAUUUUGGAGUUUCCAUCUCUUUUAUUGAAAUCAGAAGUUUUUGUCACUUGAUAUUGUUCUGUACUGUGUUCUACUUGGAAAAUUUUAAACUAUACAGCUUUAUGUAAAUUAUAUAAUUUGCCAAUGCAGAAUCUUAUGUUUGAAUUUGAGAGAUAUGUGUUUUUACCCUGUA